UGACAUUUCUUAUUGGACCUCAGUAUGCUGAGGUAUCCACCAGAUCGAUCUUGCGAACAUGAUUGACUAACAGGUUAAUCAUGCUUCAUAACACUUCAUCCCCACUAUCUUUCACAAAAGCUUACCCAGACUCCCUUCAUACUACCAAAAUGCUCUGUAAAUUGUGUGAUAGCUUGAAUGCUACCGACCUACUUAAGCUAGCCAAAGCCGAUAGUGAUGACAGAUCUGGUCCCAGCUUCCACUUCUCUCUUGAGCACCACAAAAAGUACGAUGAUCUCGUUGCAGCAGCCUCAUUUGGAUGUGAGCUUUGCCUACUUCUUUAGCAACAGUGUGAAGAAGAACAAAUCGGAACAUUCGCGUGAGAUGGUGCAUUUACACGGGAACAAAAAUUCCGAACUAUGGAGGCGGAGGGUAGAUAUAUGGAUUUGAGAGUAGGAAUUGCGGCUUCACAUCUAAGUUCCCUAGAAAAGUUUGAAGAUGGGAAGAUGUUCAAUUGGUUGAUAUCACACCUUGGGACGUCUGAGCGGACGGAGACUAUACAUGUGACGAUCAAACUUUAAUAAUUUAUUAUUUGCAGACACCUAGAGGUGUUGCUGGUCUUCAAUAUGUAACGCUGUUGAACAUGAUUCAUCGUACUGUGACUAACUAUUGAUAUGCAAUAGAUCAGCUCAAAUCUUUCGAGGGUGCUCAAAUAGGUCAGUUUAUUCUUGAUGGAAAUUUGGCGCCCGAGACGAAUUUUGAUAUUGCUCGAGGUUGGAUGAAUACUUGUAUUUCGGAACAUUCUAAAUCGAAAUGUCCUUCUCUUGACGACAAACGCCUACCCUCUAAAGUCAUUAGUGUUGGUGCGAAAGAUACGGAUCCAUUUCUUAUUCUAACAAAUGGCGGUGAAGGGUAAAUAUAUCACGCUGAGCCACUGUUGGGGAGGACAAAUCGAUACUAUUUUGAUAACAUCGAACCUGCAAUCCUUCCAGAGCAAGAUCGAAAUGUCAAGCUUACCGGCAAACUUCAGAGACGCCGUUCUGAUCACACGAGCGCUUGGAAUUGAGUUUUCUGUGGAUUGGCUCAUUAUGUAUCAUUCAAGACUCCAAGUAUGAUUGGGAAGUCAAAUCGAAAAAGAUGGGAGAUGUUUAUCGAAAUUGCGUCUUAACUAUCGCAGCAGCAGCAUCACAUAAAGCGGCCGACGGAAUUCUUCACAAUACCACUCAGCGACGCCGGGGCACAAGGCCCAAACUCAAAUUAUCGAAAGACAGUGGACCAGACGACGUUGUGGAAAUUGUCGGUGCUAACUGGGAGCAAGAAGAUCUCCGUAGUCUGGUUUCCUCUGGACCUCUACAAUCACGAGCUUGGACGUUGCAAGAAAAGAUAUUCUCGCCUCGAACAUUGUGGUAUGGCCAUAGACAAAUUUAUUGGCAAUGCUUACGUGGCUAUCAAUCUGCGGAGGGCAAUCCAUCAUCCAAUAUUAGAUUUACGGGCUCCGGGUUCGACUACUCUACUAUGACGCAAAAAAUCAUUCACUCCAAGUCAUACAGUUACGAGUCUCCCAAUAUCUCCAAAAUUGAACUAUCAGAUAUUAAUUCCGAGUAUCAAACCAUGAUACAAGACUACUGCAGUCGAAAUCUAAGUUACCGUGGUGAUAAGCUCCCAGCAUUUUCUAGCAUCGCUGCACUAAUCCAUCAAACAAUUGGUGGGCAUUACCUAGCCGGUGUCUGGAGUGAAUUUUUCUGAGAAAACUUACUAUGGUACAAAGAAGGUCGCAAAGCAUCCCAUACAAAACCAUAAAGAGCACCAUCAUGGUCCUGGGCCGUCACCGAUGAUCGAGUAAGCCUAGGCACUUUGAUUGAAUGCACACCUACACCUUAUGACUCCGUCCUCAUAUCACAUCACGUCGAGCUUUCUGGCGAGAACCCUUAUAGUUUUGUCAAAUACGCCCAUAUGAUUGUGGAUGCGCUGACAGCAAAGCUAUUUUCCACAGAUCGAAAUCAAACUUAUGUCUAUGGAACAAAUCUUGGUCCCAUACUAUGGGAUGAGGAUGAAGAUCCUUGUUCUUUGGUUUCACUAUUACUUCCUGAGGAGGACGAAAACAGGAUUCAAAACACGCCGUAUAUGUUACCUAUAAAAGAUGAACCUUACAAUCCCGCUGCGCGAAUCGACGUUUAUGAUUAUAACUGGGAUAAAACUGAUUCGUCGUGUAUCUCGCCUCUGAAAUAUAAGCUAAUGUUUAUUGGGAUCAAGAACAAACAAACAAAGUAUAUGGUCCCUCUAGAUGAGUGUUUAGUUUUGCAGGAGGAUCCGGAGAAUGCGAAAAUCUGUAGCCGUGGGGGAUACUUCAGCCUGGUCAUGGAUAUGACUUUUCUACACGAGAUAUUUGGUUCCAAGGAUGAGGAUACAUGGCUGACUUCAGAUAUGUGGACGAGAGAUACUUUAAAGUUGAUUUGAUCUAUAUUCUGAUGGAGUGACAGGAAAUGAGCAGAUGGACCAGAACGUGGUUAAACAGGUUAUGAAAGCUGUUGCCCGGAAAGUUGCAGAAAUUCAGGAUAUGUAUGAAGCCAUUGAACACGAUAUUGCACUAGCAACCGUAGGGUAGUUGUGACCAAUUUGUACA
Sclerotinia trifoliorum is the source of this 2602-nucleotide messenger RNA. The record is from the annotation of a GenBank genome assembly. NCBI's taxonomy places the organism in Eukaryota, Fungi, Ascomycota, Leotiomycetes, Helotiales, Sclerotiniaceae.